Megalobrama amblycephala (Wuchang bream) is the source of this 2507-nucleotide messenger RNA. RefSeq lists its product as uncharacterized. The coding region runs from base 182 to 2251 and encodes 689 amino acids. Lineage: Eukaryota; Metazoa; Chordata; Actinopteri; Cypriniformes; Xenocyprididae. The record is from RefSeq and is a predicted model, not a curated record. The transcript has 15 exons.
UAAAAACAUUUUACUUUCACAUUGAUGCUAGGAAACAAGAUGUUUUGCACAGGAGUUCUGGACGUUGUUUAAUUGAUCAAAAAUAUCCAGGUUACUGACAAAUCAGUGAUAAUAACAGUGGAGGGAAACAUCCUGAAGGAAGUUAGAGACAUCAGGAGGCAUUUGGCGGAGCGCGGCCGUGAUGAGGCUGAAUCUGUGGCUUCUGGCCGUCUGCCUGCUGUCACUGACUCGCAUCACUGCGGGAUCCAUUUUGGGUGCAGCUGUCAAUAUUGAAUUGCUUGAUCAGGACAGAUCACAGCAGGUCAGGGCUCAUUACAGUCUGGUGUCCAGCUUGCCCUGUCCAGCGCUGGAUGAGCUGUGUAAUGAAGUGAACUGCAUCGAUCAGCUCAGCUCGUCUCCGGUGAAAGGAGUUUUACCUUCACCAGGCUGGUGCCUCCGGCAGUGGCAGAAAAACAUCCCCCAAAACCACACCUCUACUCUUCAGCUCGGGUCUGAUGGAGCUGUUUCACUAUAUUCAAGAGCAGAUCUCUCUGUCAGAUCGGACACUAACGGUAUUAACCAGCCUCCAUAUGUGUCGCUACCUCCUCCAGUCAGGUUACAAGCUGGCUGUCCUCAAGAAAUCCCAGUGAAUGUGAUGGAUUUGGAUGGAGAUGAGAUUCGCUGUCGUUAUGAGAAGACUGGCCUUGGUGAAUUUAUGCAGCUUAAUGAAGAGACGUGUACACUGUUGUAUGAAGGUGGAGCAUAUUUGGGUCAGUAUUCAAUACAGAUCAUGGUGGAGGAUUUUCCUUCAUCUGUAAAGAACCAGAUCCACAACGAGGCAAAGCCUUUCUCCACUGUAUCUGUGCAUCUCUUAAUAACAGUUGAAAGUGGAUCAAGCUGCUCCGCUGUGCCAAAGUUCACAGGUGAAAGUCCAGCAGGGGGCGUUGUGAUCCACGUCCUACCCUUUGAAGAAGUCCAUGUCGACAUUACUGUUGACUCAAGUGUGUCUGAAAUAGCUGUGAUUGGCCCACCGGGACUCUUCAUAUCACCAAUGGAAACAGGCAUGAAUUCGCAGAGCUCUGUCACACUGUCCUGGGUCAGAGGUCCUAAUCAGUUUGCCCAUUUGCUGUCCAUUUGUUUUGCUGCAAAUACUCAAAGCCUGCAGUCUCACAUCAGGUGUAUGUGGCUGAAACAAACACAAACAGACCCUUUGCCACCAGGAACAGAGUUGAAAUGUAAGGAGCGAGAGCUUCAGAUGUCUCUAGUGCUUCCCACUUCCUUCCUGGAGAAUCUUCAUCUCUCUGACCUCCAGCUGAAUGAUCCGGCCUGCCCAGUGUUUUACAACGCAACCCAUGUGACCACCACCUUCUCUCUGACGGGAUGUGGAACCAAGAGAAUGCAUUUAGGUUCAGAAUUGCUGUACACCAACACUUUACGCAGCAUCAAUCCCAACUCCACUAUAAGCCGUGUUGCCACUCUCAUUCUCCCACUCGCCUGCCGGAUUCCCGGCCAAAAAGCCAAAGGUCCAACAUUUAAAAUCUCCAUGCCUGAAGAAGUGGAGACGUUUGGUGCAGUGUCCUUCUGGAUUGAGUUCCAUCUCCCCGGAGAGGGCCCUCUGGCUGCCGAGACGCGUCUGCCACGCAUGCGCAGUUCGCAGCCGGUGCGUGCGGCUCGAGAGAUACGUGCUACGGGCAGGAUGGAUAUACUGGACCUGCAUGUGUUUUCCAACUGCUCACUGGACCGUGCUGAGCUCAUGGUGGGCCGCUGUGUUGAGUCAGAGACAGAAGACUUUGUAAACACACGGCCUCUGCUGAGCCACAGCUGUUCAGCUGGAAAUGGAACCUUGGAGAUCUUGACGUCAACUUCUACUGUUCGGAUUUACCGCUUAUAUCUCGGUUCUCUGGGUAUAAUGGGAGACACUAUGUAUGUUGAGUGUCUAGUGCAGCUUUGUGUUACCACCAAACAAUCCCAGAGAUGUCCUGAUCCAUGUACGGAAACAACAGACAAGACUAUAGUAAACAGCAUUCUGACCCACAACUACACUGUCCGCUCAGGGCCUGUUCCCCUCAUAAAAGCCACAGAAACUAGCACUACAACUGCUAAACCAACCCCAACUGUGAAACCAGUCGCUCAGCCCUCCACUAGCCAGGUCACAACAGCCUCUGCCUCUCACGCUCUGGAUAGAGGUGCAUUCUGGGUAGUUGCUGUGUCAUUAGCUGUGCUGCUUCUUCAGCUCAUGGAGAACUUUGUAGAGCGGUUCAUUGCUGACUAAUCAAAAUCAUCUUAUUUUAUCUUCUUUAUUAACCACCAUUACAAUGUUUCUUUAUAUACCCUUUAAUCAUGGAAAAAGCACAUCUGGGCUGCGUUUCAUACUUCAUACUUUUACUAUCAUUCUCAAAUUUUGGGAAAGCAUCAAGAAACAACACCUCUUCCAAUCUUUUAAUUUUGACCAUCUGUAAUAACAUCAUGUAAUUUCAUAAAAUGAUACAUUUUAUUAACAAGAAUAAAUAAAUCAGAUGUUCAGUAAA